AUGGGACACUCAGCUGUCCUCCUCGCCGUGGCUCUGGCCAUCCUCCCAGCUUGUGGGACUGGGGCUCCUCUCCAAAGGCAACACAAGCUACUCCUCGUAUCCUUUGAUGGCUUCCGCUGGAACUAUGACCAAGAUGUGGACACCCCUAACCUGGACACCAUGGCUCGAGAAGGGGUAAAGGCACGAUAUAUGACUCCUGCCUUUGUCACCAUGACCAGCCCCUGCCAUUUUACACUAGUCACUGGCAAAUACAUCGAGAACCAUGGGGUGGUCCACAACAUGUUCUACAAUACCACCAGCAAGGUACGGUGGCCCUACCACACCACGCUUGGGAUCCAGAGCUGGUGGGACAACGGCAGCAUACCCAUCUGGAUCACAGCCCAGAGGCAGGGCUUAAAAACUGGCUCCUUCUUCUAUCCCGGAGGGAAUGUCACCUACCAAGGAGAGGCGGUGACAAUGAGCCGGAAGGAAGGUAUCUUUCACAAUUACAAAGACGAGAAGGAGUGGAGAGAAAACGUGGACACUGUGAUGAGGUGGUUCACGGAGGAGGGUGUAGACCUGGUCACCCUCUACUUCGGGGAGCCAGACUCCACUGGCCACAAAUAUGGCCCUGAGUCCCAGGAGAGGAAGGAUAUGGUGCGGCAGGUGGACAGGACUGUGGGCUACCUCCGGGACAGCAUCGAGCGCCACCACCUCUCGGAGAGCCUAAACCUGAUCGUCACCUCCGACCACGGCAUGACAACAGUCAACAAGAAUGCCAGCGACCUAGUCGAGUUCCACAAGUUCCCUAACUUUACCUUCCGGGACAUCGAGUUCGAGCUCUUAGACUAUGGGCCCAAUGGGAUGCUGAUCCCCAAGGAAGGGAUGCUAGAGAAGGUGUACAGUGUCCUCAAGGAUGCCCACCCCAGGCUGCAUGUGUACAAGAAGGAAGACUUCCCUAAGAGCUUCCACUACGCCAACAACCCCAGAAUCACCUCUCUGCUCAUGUACAGUGACCUCGGCUAUGUCAUCCAUGGGAGAGUGAGUGUCCAGUUCAACAAAGGUGAACAUGGUUUCGACAACCGAGACAUGGACAUGAAGACCAUCUUCCGGGCUGUGGGUCCCAGCUUCAAGGCAGGCCUAGAGGUGGAGCCUUUUGAGAGUGUCCAUGUGUACGAGCUUAUGUGCCAGCUGCUGGGCAUUGUGCCCGAGCCCAACGACGGGCACCCUGGCACCCUGCAACCCAUGCUCUGGUCAGGGUCUGCUCUCCCGCUCAGCGGCCAACUCCACUUGGUCAUGCCAUUGAUGGGGAUCCUAAUGGUUCUGGCCAAGGUCACAUAA
Messenger RNA from Cricetulus griseus (Chinese hamster), 1320 nucleotides. Lineage: Eukaryota; Metazoa; Chordata; Mammalia; Rodentia; Cricetidae. The record is from RefSeq and is a predicted model, not a curated record.